AUGGGAUGCAAGUCUUCGAAAGCCGCACCGUCAGAACGGGGCUCGCAAGGCGCUGCUAAACGCACUAGUAUGGACUCCAGAACCAAACGGAGCAGUCGAGGCAUCUCCCCAAAGCCAUCGUCGCCGUCGUCGUCACCGUACUUGGGAACCAAGUCGACGGCGUCCUACGACACCACUUCGGUCCAGAACGACAAACUCUACAAGCUCCUCGUCUCGGCACAGCAAGGCAAAGUCGACGGCGCCGUCCUCGUCCAGAAAGUGCGCAAGUUCAUUACCGUAAAUCCUGCAUUCGCCGCGUACCAAAACCCCAACACCAAAUCCACGCCACUGCACAUGGCUGUACGUUUACUGGAUCUAACGGAUCUCUCGUCUGCCGCCGCUGCGAUUGUUCCUAACCUCGUCACGGCGUAUACGGCGGCCGUCGCGACACGGGACGCGGCUGGCAAUCUACCACUCCACUACGCCCUCGCUCCGACCUCGCACUUUGGUGGCGGACCCCGGACCAGUUUGACCCCACGGACCGCCGUCGUGCAGGCGCUCUGGACCGUCGCACCGAAAUUCGCCCUCGCGUACUGGAAUCGGAACGACGUGGUGUACGAAUCGGGGGACGCCACCGGUGGAUGCUCCCCGCUAUACAGAGUUCUGCAAACUCUACCGGACGACUUUGUGGCGCAUGCCGCCACCACGGUCGAAUACGUACACGUUCUCUGUCAUUUGGCGGCUGGAACGGAACAUUACAAUACCGCGAGCAAGGCCUUUGUCAGUCUCGGCAACACCAGUGACGCCGACAAGCCUCUCGCCCUGCUCUACCGACGAUUCACGCGACAGUUCGAUGCCGCCGAAAAAUUCUUCGACGGAGACAACUCGCGUGACGAAGUAGUGCAACACCGACGACGGUACAAGACGGCGGCAGGGAAUACCUGGAAGAUUAUUGAAUGUCUUUUGCAGCCCCACGCGCCCGCUUCUUCGUCCUGGCAAAUUGUCCACCGCGCCGUACAGGUGGAAACCCCACCCGACCUCCUGAGAUAUAUUGUGGAAACCAACGCUGAAGAUUUGACCACGGCCGACGAAACGGGAAAUCUGCCCCUGCAUCACGCCGCCAUGUCCAAGCCUCACUCGUUGUCGGGUGCGGCUUCGUCUGGCGGAUUUCCCGCCUUUUACACGAAAUUCAUUGUGGAUGAACUCUUGUACAAGUUCCCCGACGCGGCCAGUAUACCCAACGCGGACGGUAAAUACCCUCUCACACUGGCUGUUCAAGCGGGUAAACAGUGGAUUGGUGGUGGCAUCAAGAGCCUUUACGAAGCCUAUCCGGAAGCCCUCACACAGGUUAAACUCAAUGAACAUAAAGUGUUACGCCAGGCGCUUUCGAUGGAUGUCGGAAGCAGCAACCCCAAUUCACCAACAGUCGACGACAGGGAAGAAAAACUCGACUCAAUCAUCCGAGACGAGCAGCACGACGCCAUUAUGCUCGUUCAGCAAGAAACAGUGGACGUCCCGGAGGUAGUCUUUUCUAUGUGGGCUCAUGAAGAAGAUGCCGGCGUGCAAAUGCUCGGUUGCGUGGCACUCCACCGCAUGGUCCGGAAUGUGAACGACCCCGCCGAUACCUUACGAAUAGCCCUCUCCGCCGUAGCAGCGAUUGUCAACGCCAUGAAGGCGCACCCUAAUGAAGUCAUUGUGCAGGAAAAAGCCUGCCAAGUAUUGCAAAGUCUCGCCGUCGUCGACGGUCACCGGGAAGUAUCCUUUGUCGCAUCCGGUGCCGUUGCGUCUAUUGUUGGCGCCAUGCAGGCCCAUGUCAGCGACCCCGGCGUCCAGGAAGAAGCCUGCACCGCGCUCGCCGCCGUGAUUCGUGUCGGUGGCGCCGAGCGCGCCACCAUUGUGGCCAGCGUUAGCGGCUUGACCGCCAUGCUCAACGCCCUCGCAGCCCAUCCCGACGUGGUCGGCGUCCAGGUCGCGGCACUUAACGCCCUCGUCAUGCUCACAUCCUUUCCCCGCGCCAACCUACCCGAUGUACCGCGAUCCCAAACGGAAGCUCUCUUGUUAGCGGCCCGCGACAAAUUCCCGCUCGAAUGCCACGCACACGUCGAAACGCUCCGGUCACGACUGUCUUGAAAUCCGUGGCGUGGGAGAUGGCGAUUUGGUGCCCACCCACCGGAACAAAUGGAUAGUGUACGUCGGCUCAAUGGCUGCUGGGCGGAAGUUUCCAAGAGGGGUGUGACUU
Phaeodactylum tricornutum CCAP 1055/1 is the source of this 2218-nucleotide messenger RNA. RefSeq lists its product with no specific name. The record is from RefSeq and is a predicted model, not a curated record. Bases 1 to 2109 code for a protein of 702 amino acids. The transcript has a single exon. NCBI's taxonomy places the organism in Eukaryota, Bacillariophyta, Bacillariophyceae, Surirellales, Neidiaceae.